Molecule: messenger RNA, 996 nt
Organism: Melospiza melodia melodia
Lineage: Eukaryota; Metazoa; Chordata; Aves; Passeriformes; Passerellidae
Gene: GADD45GIP1
Product: GADD45G interacting protein 1
Exons: 2
Coding region: 1-714 (237 amino acids)
Cellular component (GO): nucleus; mitochondrion
Source: RefSeq, a predicted model, not a curated record
AUGGCGGCGCCCUUGCGGCGGGCGCUGCUGGCGCUGGGCCCGGCCCGGUCGCGGCUCCCGGAGCCGGUUCCGGUCCCGGUCCCGGUGCGGCCUUACCGGGCGGAUCCGCUCCGCCGCCGCCCGGGCCCGGCCCCCACCGACCCGGAGGACCCGCGGACGGCCGCGCGGCGGUUCGGGCGGCUCGGGGAGGCCUCCGGGGUGCCGGUGUGGCGGCUGUGGCCCAGCCCGGAGCAGCUGCGGGAGGCGGAGGCGGAGGAGCGCGAGUGGGACCCGCCGCUCCGGGAGGUGGAGGCCGUGCUGGAGCAGCGGGAGAGGGAGGAGGCGCGGCGGAGAAAGGAGAGGGCGGAGCUGGUGUCCCGCAGCCUGGCCGCCAUGCCCGCCCGUGUCGCCGCCUGGCGCCGGGACCGCGAGGCCGCCCGGGAGCGGGCGCGGGCGGAGGCGGCGCGGCGGCAGCGGCUGCUGGCCGAGGCGGGGCUGGGGGCGCUGCCGCGGCCCGGGACCCCCGCCCGGGGCUCGGCCCGAGCGCAGGAGCUGCUGGAGGACCUGGAGAAGCAGCGGCGGCGGGAGGAGAAGAAGCGGCGGCGGCAGGAGCGGGAGGAGGCGGCGCGGAGCGCCCUGGCGGCGGCCGAGGCGGCGGCGGCGGCACGGCCGCUCCCCGGGACCGGCCCCGAGAGCGGCGAGAGCGCCCCCAGACCCACCGGGGGCACCUCCUGACACCCCCAGACCCACCGGGGGCACCUCCUGACACCCCCAGACCUACCAGGGGCACCCCCAGACCCACCAAGAGCGGCCAGAGCGCCCCCAGACCCACCGGGGGCUCCUCCUGACACCCCCAGACCCACCGGGGGCGCCUCCUGACCCCCCCCGGUAAUGCCAGGACCCCCGCCCCGGUAAUGCCGGUACUGCCCCAGUGUCCGGUGCCCACCGGGAGGGUCCCAUGAGCCCCCCCAGACAGAACAAGGACGCCCCAAACUGGGUUUAAAACUCUGCAUUUAA